CGUGACAAGUGUGACCCACACUCCAACUCUGUUCUUCCCUCGCUUCCCAGCUGGUCCAGAAUCCCAACUAGGGCCCUCACCUUCAGCGCAAACAGACGGAACCCUCUGGUGUCCCCACUCUUCACCUGUGACUCGGCAAGCACCUCUGUGAUGCGCUGCAGGGUUAACUUGUGCGGCUGGCCAUACAGUUCGAGCCCCUGUCACAGCUAUGGCCAGUUUGGCAUGGGGAAGGCAGGCAUCAGGCCAAGAGUUCUUUAAGAAACACAAGGGGGAGCUAGAGAUGCGUCUUCAUGUCCUUGAUCCUAUCCUAAACCACCUGGAGUGUGGCGGGGUUCUCUCUUGCCCGGAGAGGGAGGAAGUGGAAAGCAACACAACCCGCCUAAAAAAGAACUUUGCCCUCAUAACCAUGCUGGAGAAGAAAGGAGGCGUGGCCCAAGAGAAGUUUUAUGAGGCUCUUAAGAAGCAUAACCCUCUUCUGCUGGAGGAUCUUCAGCCUGAGCCACAGCAAAGAGGAAAUAUUCCUCCACCUCGACAGAUCCAGUUCACUUCAGUGCAGCCAGACUCUGUGUCCUUAAGCUGGUCACCACCAGAGUGUGCUCCUGGACCCCACAGGUUCAGAGUGACCUGGAGAGGUGGUGAAAAGCAGCACAGCAUGGUAGUGGCAGGUUUGGGUCUAAUGGUGACAGAACUGAUUCCAGGAGAGAAAUAUGACUUUGCUGUGGCCACCUUUGGGGAAGAUGGCUACCAGAGCUCAUGUGUGGAGAGGUCUGUUCACACAGAGGUUCCUCCACCAGAGAAUCUCACUGUGGAUUUGAACUCAUUGACGGCCUCUCUGACGUGGACCAAACCCGCCGGAGUGGACCAGGUGUCUUACCUGCUGGAGCUUCAGAAUCAGAAAUGCAUAGAACCCGUCCACAGAGGUUCCCCCAAUUAUACCUUCACUGGCCUACAACAUGGAGUACAUUACACCAUCAGUGUGUACACUGUGCUGAACAAUGGCCGCCAAAGCAAACCAAGCAGCCAAAUCUUUAAAAUAGAGAUUCCAGUCCCAGAAUGUCUGGCUGUGAGCUCCAUCACUAAAUCAUCUGCUAGCCUCAGCUGGGGGGUGCAUCCUGAGAUGAAGCAGACUCCACACAGAUUCCUGGUCUCUUAUCAGAGUGAAGGGACUGAGCCACAGUCCAUGUUUACUGAGUCAUGCAGCGCAGACACCACAGGCCUGAAAUCAGAAACGGACUACACUGUUAGAGUCUACACUCAGCUCCAACAUGGAGGAAAGAGCCAGCCCGCUUCUGUUCACUUAAAGACAGGUCCAUCUCUGAGAAUUCUGUUGGUUGGAAAGACUGGAGUGGGAAAGAGUGCAGUGGGCAACACCAUCCUGGGGAGAGAAGCAUUUUGCUCAAAUAACUCAGUCACACAAGUAUGUGACGGAGUGUGUAUGGGCAGUCCGAGACCAGUUAAAGUGAUUGAUACACCUGGUAUUUUACACAAAGACAGAGAUGUAUAUGAUGUUAAAGUGAAAUGUUUGACAUACUCGUCUCCAGGACCCCAUGUAUUCCUGCUGGUGACUGCAGUGGGGAAGUUCAGUAGGAAUGAACAGAAGACAGUAAGAGCCCUACAGGAACUCUUUGGGGAAAGAGCUGCAAAGUACACAAUGGUCCUGUUCACUCACAGUGAUAAACUGCAUGGUCAGACUAUUGAUGAAUAUGUGCACUCUGCCCACCCUGAAUUGAAGGAAGUGAUAAAGAGCUGUGGUGGACGAUACCAUGUGUUCAACAACAGGAGCAGAGAUCACACACAAGUUGUGGAGCUGAUGAAGAAAAUAGAUGAGAUGGUGAAGAGAAAUGGGGGAGGUCACUUCACUGAGGAGAUGUACGAAGAGGCGAGGGCGUCUGAACUGAAAAUGAUCCAGUUGAAGUUAGUGGUUGUUGGCGGUCCUUGUUCUGGGAAGGGUAGUUUUCUUAGAUUUUUCCGGGAAAACAAGUUUCCUGAAGAUUGGGUUCCCAUGAUAUUUGAUCACUGUGAAGUUCCCAUUGAAGUUGAUGGGAAACAGGUGCAGCUGGAGCUUAGGGGCACAAAUGGCAUGGAUGACUACGACAUACUGCGGCCCAUGUCUUACCCCAACACAGAUGCCAUUCUCAUCUUUUUCUCUAUAGUUCAACGAGACACCUUGGAGAGCAUUCCAAAUAAGUUCAUUCCAGAGGUCAAACACUUUUGUCCAAACGCUCCCAUCAUUCUGGUGGGUAACAAGAAGGAUCUGCGCAACGAUGAGUACUCACUACAGCAACUAGCAAAGAAUAAACAGAAACCUGUUAAAGAAGAGGAGGGCCAGGACAUGGCCAUUCGCCUCAAUGCCUUUGGCUACAUGGAGUGCUCAGUCAAGAUGAAGGAGGGCCUCCUUGAGGUGUUGGAAUUUGCCACCAGGGCAGCGCUGCAAGCCAAGAAGCCCAGCAAAAAAAGUACCUGCCCCGUGUCAUAGAAGACGAGAGGAUGUUCGGAAAGGGAGGGACA
Molecule: messenger RNA, 2508 nt
Organism: Alosa alosa (allis shad)
Lineage: Eukaryota; Metazoa; Chordata; Actinopteri; Clupeiformes; Clupeidae
Product: immune-associated nucleotide-binding protein 12-like
Exons: 7
Coding region: 209-2476 (755 amino acids)
Biological process (GO): regulation of apoptotic process
Molecular function (GO): GTP binding; protein binding; GTPase activity
Source: RefSeq, a predicted model, not a curated record